This is a messenger RNA of Diospyros lotus (date-plum), 2961 nucleotides long. Its product is annotated as probable linoleate 9S-lipoxygenase 5. The transcript is spliced from 9 exons. Gene Ontology annotation, biological process: lipid oxidation. Gene Ontology annotation, molecular function: metal ion binding; oxidoreductase activity, acting on single donors with incorporation of molecular oxygen, incorporation of two atoms of oxygen; protein binding. The coding region runs from base 141 to 2774 and encodes 877 amino acids. NCBI's taxonomy places the organism in Eukaryota, Viridiplantae, Streptophyta, Magnoliopsida, Ericales, Ebenaceae. The record is from RefSeq and is a predicted model, not a curated record.
ACAAGUCAACAAGUGGUAUUAAUACGCUAGCACGACUGUUGUCUCCAUUAAGCCUGCGAAAACCUUAUAUCUCUCUUUGAAAGAAAACCCAUCGCCAAUAUCUCGGUUGGAGAAAUCAUCAAAUCAAGAAUCUGUUCCAAAUGGGGAACUGUUCGUCUACCCCCGAGUUGUUUGAGAAAGUAUUGGAAAUGUUUUGUGGGAGAACCCAACACAAGUCCAUACACAACAAUACAAUGAAGAAGAAGAUCAAAGGGACCGUGGUUUUGAGGAAGUCGAAUGAUUUUGGUGCCUUGAUUCUUGAUCGAGUUCAUGAAUUCUUUGGCAGAGGAGUUUCAUUACAGCUUAUCAGUGCUGUUCAUGGCGACCCAGAUAAUGGAAACAGAGGGAAGCUUGGAAAAGCUGUGAACCUUGAGAGGUCGAUUACAACAAUCACCUCGGUGUUAUCAGCUGUAGAAGCAGCCUUCAACAUUACAUUUGACUGGGAUGAGGCCAUGGGCUUCCCUGGUGCUUUCAUAAUCAGAAACCACCGCCACAGCCAGUUCUAUCUCAAGACAGUUACCUUGGAGGAUAUUCCUGGGCACGGCCAACUCCUUUUUAUUUGCAAUUCUUGGGUUUACCCAGCUCAUCGAUAUAAUUAUGAUCGGAUCUUCUUCUCGAACAAGACCAUCCUGCCAUGCAAUACACCAGAACCACUACGCUAUUACAGGGAACAAGAGCUUAUUGGUCUAAGAGGGAAUGGAUCAGGCAUGCUCAAGGAGUGGGACAGAGUAUAUGACUAUGCAUACUACAAUGAUCUGGGAAUGCCAGACAAGGGCCCAGAAUAUGCACGCCCGGUGCUUGGUGGAUCUAAGACGUACCCUUACCCUCGAAGAGGACGAACUGACCGGCCACCAACAGAAGCUGAUCCUAACAUUGAAAGCAGAUUGCCACUUCUAGGUCUGAACAUUUAUGUUCCUAGAGAUGAACGGUUCAGCCCGGUGAAGAUGUCGGAUUUCCUUGCCUAUGCACUUAAAUCCGUUGGACAGGUACUGCCGGCAGAAAUUGUGGCCUUAUUUGACAAAACCCCCAAUGAGUUUGACACUUUCCAAGAUGUGUUGAACCUAUAUGAACGGGGGGUUAAACUGCCAAAUCGGGCUUUGCUAAAUAAAAUUAGGGAGUACAUCCCUUGCGAGAUACUGAAGGAGCUCGUCCGCUCUGAUGGUGAGAGGCUCUUCAAAUUUCCAAUGCCAGAUGUUAUCAAAGAGGAUAAGUCUGCCUGGAGGACAGAUGAGGAGUUCGCACGAGAAAUGCUUGCUGGAGUGAACCCUGUUGUCAUCCGAGGCCUCCAAGAGUUUCCACCUGCCAGCAAGCUAGACCCAAUAAUAUAUGGAAACCAAACCAGUACAGUGACCAGAGAGCAGAUUGAGAAGAACAUGAAUGGGCAAACAGUAGAUAAAGCAAUUAAGAAUAACAAGCUGUUCAUAUUGGAUCAUCAUGAUGCAUUUAUGCCAUACCUGAGACGGAUAAACACGACUUCCACAAAGACCUAUGCCAGCAGAACACUUCUUUUGCUGCAAGAUGAUGGAACACUGAAGCCGUUAGCAAUUGAGUUAAGCCUACCCCAUCCACAAGGGGACCAACAUGGUGCCACUAGCCAAGUCUUCACUCCUGCUGAACAUGGCAUUGAAGGUUCAGUGUGGCAGCUUGCUAAAGCUUAUGCUGCUAUAAAUGAUUCAGGAUACCAUCAGCUCAUCAGCCACUGGUUGAACACGCAUGCAGUAAUAGAGCCAUUUGUCAUUGCGACGAAUAGACAAUUGAGUGUGCUUCACCCAAUAUACAAACUGUUACAUCCUCAUUUCCGUGAUACUAUGUAUAUAAAUGCCUUGGCCCGACAGAUCCUCAUCAAUGCUGGAGGGGUGCUUGAAAAAACAGUCUUUCCAGCUAAAUACGCAAUGGAAAUGUCUUCCUUCGUUUACAAGAACUGGAAUUUCACCGAGCAGGGACUUCCAUCUGAACUGCUUAAAAGAGGAGUGGCGGUUCGAGACUCAAGGCAGCCCUAUGGCCUUAGACUUUUGAUAGAGGAUUACCCUUAUGCUGUUGAUGGACUUGAAAUCUGGUCAGCAAUUGAAACUUGGGUUCGUGAAUAUUGCUCCUUUUACUACUCCACAGAUGAGUCAGUUCAAGGUGACUCCGAACUCCAGUUAUGGUGGAUAGAGCUCCGCAAUGAGGGUCACGGGGACAAGAAGGAUGAAGUGUGGUGGCCUGAGAUGCAAGGACGAGCUCAACUCAUCCAAACAUGUACAAUUAUCAUAUGGGUGGCUUCUGCCCUCCAUGCAGCUGUGAAUUUUGGCCAAUACCCUUAUGCCGGCUAUCUCCCUAAUCGCCCAACUAUAAGCCGCCGAUUCAUGCCUGAGCCAGGGACCCCUGAGUAUGCUGAGCUUGAGUCAAACCCCGAGUCAGCCUUCCUGAAGACAAUAACAGCGCAGUUCCAAACGCUCAUUGGGGUGUCCCUGAUAGAGAUUUUGUCCCGGCAUGCUACCGAUGAGAUCUAUCUAGGACAGAGAGAGAGUCCUGACUGGACUUCAGAUGCCCAACCUCUGGAAGCUUUUGAAAGAUUUCGGAUGCAGCUUGUUCAAAUCGAACAUAGAAUAGUACAGAGGAACAAUGAUAAGAGAUGGAAGAACCGAUUUGGGCCAGUUAAAGUGCCUUAUACCUUGCUUUAUCCCAGCAUCUCAGACUCCAUUAGAGCUAGUGGGCUCUCUGGCAUGGGAAUUCCCAAUAGUGUCUCAAUCUAGAUUUCUAAAGCUACUGGUAAAUGAGUGUUUUCGAAGCUACGGAUUUUUCUUAGGAUGUUUAGAAUCGAAGUAAAUCACUGCAGACUAGUUUUUGUAACCUAGAUUGUUUUAUCUUUUGAAGGCAAGUACGAGUAUAGUUACUCAAAAAAUUUAGUACACCUACACGCUAAAGAUAAUAGUUUCCUAA